AUGCCUCGGAAAAUUGAGGAAAUUAAGGACUUUCUACUCACAGCCUGGGGGAAGGAUGCCAAAUCUGUCAAGAUCAAGAAAAACAAGGAUAAUGUAAAGUUCAAGGUCCGCUGUAGCAGGUACCUUUACACUCUGGUUAUCACAGACAAGGAGAAGGCGGAGAAGCUGAAGCAGUUCUUGCCCCCAGGUUUGGCAGUGAAGGAGCUGAAAUGAACUGGACCUCUGCAUGUGACUAUUAAAAACCCCGAAAAGUAAAAAAAAAAAU
Molecule: messenger RNA, 265 nt
Organism: Rattus norvegicus (Norway rat)
Lineage: Eukaryota; Metazoa; Chordata; Mammalia; Rodentia; Muridae
Source: RefSeq, a predicted model, not a curated record